AUGAACGUCGACGAUCCUUUCGCUGAUGACUUAGAGUCUUUCGACACUGUUAUGGCGGAAUUAUCUGCUGAGCAGAGUCGUCGGUCACGGCCACCUCCACUACCAAGCGGGGCGUCAAAGCUGUCAGCAACAACGACAAACGCCUCUGGUGCGUUUCUGGAGGGCCGUACAGGCAGACGUGGCGUCGUUUCCCCUAAGGUCUUGGGGCGACAAGUACCGCCAGUAUCUGCAUUUGCAGCAGUCACAAAAACACCAGCUUUCACAGCGGCAGUCAAUGAUGAACCUAUGCCAUGGGAGGUAGAUGAAACCCCUCCGCCAGCCGCACUCACGAGUGCGACGGCGCCAAACCUAAGGGGUAUGCCAUCGGUAACUUUUGCGGGUGAGAGCGGCCGACGUACCGCUGUUGUGGUUGCACGGGAUGAUAGAGCUGAAGAGGAUCCACUUGCUUUUCUUGAGAUGACGCCAUCCUCAGCGACGGAAGCUGUGGGACAACGACAGGAAGCAAACACUGUAGCUGCGGCUGAAACUGCGUCGCCUCCGCAAGGACAUGCAGAGGACGAAGAGAUGAAUUGGAAGGCAGAACGACGUGAUCUUCUGUCGUCGCUGGACGCUGUUGCGAUGGAGCUUGAUCAGACGAAUAGCAUGCUAGACACCCUUCAAACGCGGGCGGAUAUUGAGCUAACGGAGUUGGAGACAAAGCUCAUAGAGAAGCAGACGGAACUCACCAGCAGCGAGGACCGUAUCGUCUGCGAACGACGCGAGUAUGGCUCGUAUCACCAACGACGUCUGAAGGACAUAAGUGAUCGCACCACCGAAUUGCUCCGGAGUCAGCAGGAGGAGGUGACGUCAAUGGAGAAGGAGCGAUACGAGUCUCAGUUACGCGCUCUCACGACGGAAACAGACGAUGUCAAGACUAGAAUAGCUCAGUUGUCCCAGCAGCGUGAGUUACUGCUGCAGCAGCAUAGAUAUGAUGAGAGGGGCAUUUUUAUCGCUCUGGCGGAUGAAGAGGCGAUAAAUGAGGAUACGAACGCUACCGAUGGGGCUGCUGAUGCCAGUGUGGAUACUUCUGCAGAGGACAGUCACACACGUAGUACUCGUAGCGAUAGUGGCAUUGAGGCAAAGAUGAGCGCUGCUCUCCGACUUAUUUGGCGACAUCAUAAUAAGCGGUUGGAGUCCCUUUCAAGCGGGGUGGUGCAAGUUCUUCACCAGGAGACCAGGGAUGUUGCCGCCGAGGUGCGUAAGCGCCACGAAGUAGCAUACUUACAGGAUGCUAUCAGACGCAAGGAAGAUCUGGGGAAUUUUAUGCAAGAAUUCCUGCAGCGUUGUCGCGAGUUUUUCAAUCGGCGUGCAGAGAUGCGAUCUUGCAGCAUGGCUGCCCUGCGACAAGAUUUGCGGCAAGCGACGGAACAACUGCGUUUGCGCGCUAGGCAGCGUUUGGAGUCACGCAUGCGGGAGGUGGAAGCAAAGAUGGAAGAGGCCGCACGUCGUUUUGAUCAGCUUGCAUUGGAGUCUGUCGAGUGUGCGCAACGAAAAGCUGCUGCGGUGCGUGAGAGCGACGAGAGUGUGGCAAGAAGUCAGCGAGCUGACUUGGAUAACCGCUGUCAAGUUGAGCGGGCUGUCACAAAGAGGCUCCAGGAAGCUGAAGAGGAGACACUGCAGAAGCAGCUGGAAAGAAUGAGGCGGGGGGGCAUCGACAAGGACAACGAAGGCAGAAGCGGAGAGGUUUGGAACAGUGAUGGUGUAGGGCUGCAGAAGCGAGUGGCACAGGACAUGUGCACAGCGAGGGCGGAAUCCAUUGCCAGCAAAGUGCGUGAACUUGAGUCUUCUGUGCAGCAACUACUACACCAGCAGCUCUUAUGGAAUCAGGCACACUGCGUUGAGGGAGAGGGGCACUCCUUUCUGACAGACGAGGAGCUUUUUUCGCGUAUGGCGGUGCAUGAGAAAGAGGCCACCGUCGUAUCCUUACUGGACGAGAUGCAAAAGAGACAGAGAGAAUUAUCCGCAACACGCCAAAGAUGUGGCGAGCUGCGGGAAAGUAUUGCUGCCAAUAUGCAGGAAGACGUGCAGACAGUGCGGCAGCAGCGCUUGACGCAGGAGUCUUACCAUGCGAACAUUGAUCUCCUCCGCAUGGCGUGGGAGCGGGAGCAGCGGGAGUUGCUGCAGUGGGGUCAUGAACUGAUGUUGACUCAUGGAGACUCUGCCACGCAGCCUGGUUCCACCGCUGCACGCACACAUCUCCCAACAGCCAGCAUGACUACGGAAAUGAUGGAACGACUCGCGGAGCGCAACCGAGCAGUUAUGGAGGAACGAUCAAAACUGCGCACCCGGCGAAGUUUGCUUUUUCAGGCAAUGGAGAAAGAACAUGUGGACUUUGUCGCGAGGCAGCGGGAGACGGAGUCGUGCUGGGCUCAAAUGUGCGAGCAACUACUUGGCCUCGCGGCCGAGGAGGAGGCGGUGUCGGCGCGGCAGGAAGCGGUGGGAGUCGAAAUUGCAAAGAUGGCGGCGAUGAGGGAACUGAUGAAUCACGACAAGGAGCUGUUUCACGGUCGUCGCGAGGAAAUACAGGAGGAGGUGGAGCUGCUCAAGAGGGAGCUUAAGGCGACACUGGCGCAAAAGGCAGAGCACAAUGCACUGCAACAACAAAUUGCUGCGGAGCAGACGGCGCUGGCGCAGAAGCAACAACAUUUGGCCACUGAGCAGAGUCGCUUAGAGGCAACUGGUGUGGCUAGGUUAGGAGAGGAGAACAAGCAGCGGCUGCACCCAGCUGAAAAAGGGCCGCUGCGCACUGGUAGUCCACUCUCACCUGGGAAAACCUCACUACGGUCCUUUAUUGACGUCCUCCAGGAGGUAACGGACAGCGAUAAUAUCCUCGCCGCAAGAGGAAAGCAGCAAGAGUCGCAGCGGCUGGGGAGAGAGGAAAGAAGCACACUGUCCCACAGCAUAGUACCCCCCAGUGGUGGGAGACAUCCAAGUUGCCGCUCAUCAUUUGCGGAGGCGGCAUGGAAAACGGAAAAUUCCACGUAA
Trypanosoma rangeli is the source of this 3024-nucleotide messenger RNA. RefSeq lists its product as uncharacterized. Lineage: Eukaryota; Euglenozoa; Kinetoplastea; Trypanosomatida; Trypanosomatidae. The coding region runs from base 1 to 3024 and encodes 1007 amino acids. The transcript has a single exon. The record is from RefSeq and is a predicted model, not a curated record.